This is a messenger RNA of Lactuca sativa (garden lettuce), 1416 nucleotides long. RefSeq names its product lysM domain-containing GPI-anchored protein 2. The record is from RefSeq and is a predicted model, not a curated record. Lineage: Eukaryota; Viridiplantae; Streptophyta; Magnoliopsida; Asterales; Asteraceae.
CCCAUUUACAAUUCCAAAAUCCAAAUAGACUUCUUCCCCUUCCCCCAACUUUCCUUCCACCAUUUAUAUACCCUCGAAGCUCUUUCCAUUGCAAGCACACAAUAUCUUACAAAGAGAAAACAUGGGGUUUUCCAACAUGGUUUUCUUCCCCAUAUUGUUUUUACUCUGUUCCAUCUUCUCCAUUCAAUCAACUGCACAAACACCAAGUUUAGGUUUCCGAUGCUCAAACACCACCUCCACCGCCACAUGCAACUCACUCAUCGACUACAAACUCCCAAACACCACCACCCUCGCUUCCAUCCUCAGACUCUUCGAAAUCAAAAACCUCCGCUCUCUCCUCGCCGCCAACAACCUCCCAAUCACAACCCCACAAACCCAAACCUUCCCCGCCUCCCAAAUCCUCAAAAUCCCCUUCCCCUGCGCCUGCCGUGACGGUUCCGGAAUCUCCAACCGCCGUCCGAUAUACACCGUGGUUCCCGACGACGGUCUAUUCCAUAUCGCCGCCGAGGUGUUUUCUAACCUCGUGACGUACCCGCAGAUCCAGUCUGUUAAUAAUAUAUCCGAUCCGAAUACUAUAUUGGUGGGUCAGAAGCUCUGGAUUCCAUUGCCGUGUAGCUGCGAUGAAGUUAAUGGGGAUACGGUGGUGCAUUAUGGAUACUUGGUGCCCGCCGGGAGCACCGUCAGUGGGAUUGCGGAGCAGUUUAGUACGACGGAGAGCACGUUGUUGAAUCUGAAUGGGAUGAACAGCUCUGCAAACUUGCUAGCUGAUUCGAUUCUUGAUGUUCCUCUUAAAGUUUGUACAUCAUCGGUGCAAAAUAACUCUUCGGACUACCCUUUACUCGUCCCAAAUGGUACUUACGUUUUUACGGCUAACAGUUGUGUCCGAUGCCAAUGCAAUGCUGCGAAUAAUUGGAUAUUGGACUGCAAGCCAUCGGGGAUUAAGUUGCCACGAGGGCAAACUUGUCCUUCCAUGCAAUGUGUGGGGACCGCUUUUGAUUUGGGCAACACCACUUCGGAUUCUAAUUGUAGCCUUUCAAGAUGUUCGUAUGCGGGAUACAUAAAUGGCACCAUUGAAACUACUCUUACUCAAGAGUCUACUUGUCCAAGUAGUCCAGGUGGAAAUAACAACACCCCUUCAGGAAAUGGUUCGAAUGGUUUAAGAUCGAGCUUUAUUGUUGGUGUAUUAUUGAUCGCUUUUCAUCUUCUCAAGUGAGAUAAAUAUAUACCCGUGAAUUUUUACAGUGAUGUAGUAGUUAGUAUCCAUGAAGCUAGUAUUAUCACGGUUUUUUGUUUUCUUGCAAUUUUCAUGGAAUGUUGUUUAUUAGAGGGAAGAUUUUGGUUAAUAUUUGGUGUUUGAUCAUUUUGAGUUUUGUAUAUGUAACACGAUUGCCUAAUAAUGUUGGUUCUUGUUCUUCA